AUGCCCGCCCAACAGACGCAGCCUGUAUUAAGUGGGUCAACAUCGACAGGUGUCAUUCAACGCUCUUCGAGUAUCGAUUCAGCCAUUUGUGAUGCGGGAUGUGAGGAUUCUGUGGAAGAGUGUAAUGAUGGCGAAGAAGGUGGCAUUGAAGAAGAAAGUUUUGACGAAUUAGUCGACGAUUCAAACGAUUCGACUAAUACAAAAAGUUUAGUUCCUCGAAUUGUGAAAUAUGGAGCAAAACGCACACCCAUUCUAUUAUUUUCACCCAAAGUUGUCUACGGAAAAUGUCAGGAAGCUCAAAAAAUUGGAGAAAAAUAUUCCUUGACUUUUAAAUUUGUCAAAAAUGAAACAAAAUUAUUACGUACAAUAUUCGAAGGUCAUGGUUUUAAGGAGGUGCAUCCUUCCAGUCAUGAAUUUAACGUUAUGUGGACAGGCGGAGGAAUGAAACCAUUUUCAUUGAGAGAUUUAAAUCCAUUUCAACGAGUUAACCAUUUUCCGAGAUCGCAUGAAAUGACAAGAAAAGAUCGUCUUUAUAAAAAUGUACAAAAAAUGCAACAGGACAAGGGGGCAAAAAAUUUUAAUUUUAUACCCACAACAUUUCUAUUACCUUAUGAAUUUGAAGAUUUUUGUGGUGCCUUUCAACGUGAAAAAGGUAUAUGGAUAAUAAAACCAGUUGCAUCAUCUCAAGGAAAAGGAAUAUUUUUGAUUAAUCAUCCUGAUCAAGUGCCAUUAGAUGAAAAUUUAGUGAUUAGUCGAUAUAUAGACAAUCCUCUCCUUAUUGAUGGUUAUAAAUUUGAUGUUCGACUUUAUGUAGCUGUUACAUCGUAUGAUCCAUUAGUCGCUUAUUUAUAUGAGGAAGGCCUAUCGAGAUUUGCUACUGUUAAAUAUGAUCCAAAUCAGCGUAGUAUAAAAAAUGCGUUUAUGCAUCUAACUAAUUACAGCGUGAAUAAACGAAGUCAUCGUUAUGUCAGAUGUGAUGAUCCCGAUAUCGAGGAUUUUGGUAAUAAGUGGUCAAUGAGUGCAAUGCUACGAUUACUAAAAGCCGAAGGAAAAGAUACUUUUAGUUUAAUGAUGGCCAUCGAAGAUGUUAUUCUUAAAACGCUACUGUCCGUGGAAAGUCAUAUAUCAGCUGCAUGUAGAAUGUUUGUACCGCAUAGAGGAAAUUGUUUUGAAGUCUAUGGCUUUGAUAUACUAAUUGAUGAUGAACUCAGGCCAUGGGUCUUGGAAGUAAAUCUAUCUCCUUCCCUGGGCUGUGAUGCUCCAAUUGAUUUAAAAAUCAAAACUCAUAUGAUAUGUGAUUUGUUAAAUUUGGCUGCAUUACCGUGUCAGACUGCAUCUAUUCACGCGAAUAAACAAAAACAACAAAUACAAUCGGAAACACUAAAAAGACGGCGUCCGAUAUCAGCUGGUUAUUCUCUUUCGACUUCACUUACAAACACCAAUCCUCGUUCACGCGCUGUAACGGCCACUCACCAUGUUCAGUCUCAUCAGCAGCAGCAGCAGCAUGGUUCAAACAAUGUUCAUAAUCCGUCUCGUCCAAAUGAAUAUUUUGGUUUAUCUUCUGAAGAAUCUCGUAUUUUACGUAUGGUAAAAGAAGAACAAAAACAUCGUGGCGGUUUUGUUCGAAUUUUUCCAACCUCGGACACUUACGAGUUUUUUUCGACCUUUUUUGAACAACGAACAACAUCCUAUAGUCAAAUGUUACAUCAACGUUUGUAUCCGGAACGAUGGAUGACAUCAACAACAAACUCAAAUCAGAAUAAUAGCACAGUGAUACAGACAUCGAUCAAUGUGGGAGGUAUUAGAAGGACUACGAUCCCAAGAGCAAAACACUUAAGCACAGCAUAUAAUUACAGCGGUGGUAGUCACGAUCAUUCAACUAAUAACAAAGCAAGUGGAUGUAGUUUAGAUGAAGCUAUUGAUCGAUACAGACUCUAUGAACGAAGAUUAAUUGAUAUUAUCGAACCAGUGUCAUCUUUGCUACCGUCUCAAUCUACAAAACACACACAACCAGGGUCACAGCAGCGACCUACCACAUUACUUGCGCAAGGCACUAAUAGCGAGGAAUCGAAAACAACAGCAACAAUUAAAUCAACCCAAUCAUCUUUAGGGUCUCGUCCAUCUACUACAAGUAGCACAACUCACAUUAUUCGACCACAACACUUUCAUCAACAACAUGCCAGAAUUGAAUCUUCUUCAGCAAAACGUUUAACAAAUAUUCAAAUGAUUAAACAACAGCAGCAUCUACCACCUGGUCCAGGAGAAAUGCGUCAUUCAGUAUAUGCUAAAACAAAUAUAUUAGAUUAUUUGAAUAACGGAGUCACAUUAACUCCAUUACAAGCACGUACCGCAUUUUCCACUUAUUUACAACGCAUACAAUUUCGUUUAAUGGUUGAUAGUGAAUUGAAAGAAGAUGCAACCACUCUUCAACAUAUGGAAUUAGUUCUAAGAUUUUUAAAACGUGCUGGUCAAAAUCUUGCACAACCAUUUCGUGUAGAAAUACCAUCCAGACGUUUGUCUCUCGUAGAUCAAAAACGCAUAUUGGCGAAAGAAUUAUGUGACUUUCUACACCUAUACAAUAAGGAAACUGACGCACAACGAGGCACGUUACUUCAGUUACCACAACCAGCUUCCAAUAAACGAAUUUCUUCAGCUUCGACUACCGUAUCAGGUACAACAACUAUAUCAAUAGUGUCAACAGUAUUAUCAUCAACAACAGGUAUUAGUCAAGUGGACGAUAGUCUAUUUGAUAAUUUUAUUCGAUCAGCAAGUGAAGCUGAUUUAGAAGAAAUGAUGACAACAUAUAUGAAAACAAAUAAACAAUCAGCAAUACAUUUAGGUGUCAAUCCUCGACCAAAAUCCUCGAUGAAAUCGAUUUCUCAAGAUCAACUUCUUAUACCGACAUCGAAUGGUUCUGAGACGGCUGAUGAUCAGGCCCAUCCUAUCCAGACAUUGAUUCCGCGAGAAAGUGUAAAUUUAAAAAAAAUCACAGUAAUUGUUAAAAAUGAACAGACUGAUCAAGGCGAGAAAUGGGCAACAAACACGACAAAGCCCGAUCAACGGAUACUGCGAGCAUCGAGUGCUAGUAGAGAAAGAAAUAAACGUCAACAGGACAUAUUUCGAUUAUAUGGUGUUAAUCGACCUGUUUCGGCUGCUGUUCACCAACGAAAACAGCCCACACCUACCCCACUGAAUACAAGCUUGUUUUCUCGUCCUAACUCAGCUAAUGGGCCAACUGAAAAAACUAUAUUAUCGCUGAGUGAUCAAAACAAUACACAAUCAGUAAUAGUUCCCUCUACAAAACAGAAUCAGUCAACGACACUUACUAGUUCUUCAUCUUCAUUUGAUUGUGAAAAUAAUGUUGAAGUAUUAAAGCAGUCCAAUGUAGAUAUUCCGAUAAAUAUGACGAAACAACAAGAAAUUUUAGAAAAAUCAAGACAAAUGUUAGAAGAAUCAAAAGCAAAAAAUCAACAAUUAGCACAACAAGCUAAAGCUUUCCAAAAGACAUUACAACGUAAUGAACUAUUUUCUGCUUUAAAUCGUUUUGUUCCUCGACCACCCAUGCGUCCAUCAGGAAGACAAAAUGGUGAACAACGACUACCAUCGGGAAGAUUUCAAAAAUUAUUAUUAACAAAUCCGUCCACACUUGUUUCAGCUCAACAAUCACACCAGUCAAAAUUGAAAAUAGCGAAUGAAAUCUGA
Molecule: messenger RNA, 3702 nt
Organism: Didymodactylos carnosus
Lineage: Eukaryota; Metazoa; Rotifera; Eurotatoria; Philodinida; Philodinidae
Source: the annotation of a GenBank genome assembly